AUGUCAGCCAACUUAUACAGGUCGCCUUCACAGGCAGCAGUCUACAAGUCACCAUCCAUGAGCGCCUUCGGUGCCCCAUUUGGCAGUAUGUCCGUCGCCGAUCUUGGCUCCCUUACUCGUCUCGAGGACAAAAUCCGACUCCUCCAGGAGGAUCUCGAAUCUGAGCGCGAGCUCCGCAACAGAAUCGAACGUGAACGUGCUGAUCUUAGCGUUCAACUUAUCGCCCUCACUGAUCGUCUCGAAGAUGCCGAAGGAACAACCGACAGCCAGAUCGAAUCAAACCGCAAACGCGAGGGUGAACUGAUCAAGCUGCGUAAGCUGCUCGAAGAAUCGCAGCUCGAAUCCGAAGAUGCUAUGAAUGUGCUGCGUAAGAAGCAUCAGGAUGCCUGCCUUGACUAUCAGGAUCAGGUCGAACAGCUGCAGAAGAAAAACGCCAAGAUCGAUCGCGAACGUCAACGCCUCCAGCAUGAAGUGAUCGAACUUACUGCUACAAUCGAUCAGGUUCAGAAGGAUAAGCAUGUUGCCGAGAAGGCUGCUGAGCGAUUUGAGGCACAGACGAUCGAACUUUCCAAUAAGGUGGAGGACCUCAACAGACACCAUGUUGCCGAGAAGGCUGCUGAGCGAUUUGAGGCACAGACGAUCGAACUUUCCAAUAAGGUGGAGGACCUCAACAGACACGUGAAUGACCUCGCCCAGCAACGUCAACGCCUUCAGGCUGAGAACAACGAUCUCCUCAAGGAGGUUCACGAUCAGAAGGUACAGCUCGACAACCUGCAACACGUAAAAUACACUCUUGCUCAACAGCUUGAGGAGGCCAGACGUCGUUUGGAAGAUGCCGAGCGAGAACGCUCCCAGCUCCAGUCUCAAUUGCAUCAAGUACAGCUUGAACUCGACUCUGUACGCCAAGCUCUUGAUGAAGAAUCUGUGGCUCGUUCUGAUGCUGAGCAUAAGCUGAACUUGGCCAACACAGAAAUUACCCAGUGGAAGAGCAAAUUCGAUGCAGAGGUUGCUCUCCACCAUGAAGAAGUUGAAGACCUGCGCAAGAAGAUGCUCCAGAAGCAGGCCGAAUAUGAAGAACAGAUCGAGAUUAUGCUCCAGAAGAUCAGCCAGCUCGAGAAGGCUAAGAGCCGACUCCAAUCCGAGGUUGAGGUGCUCAUUGUUGACCUCGAAAAGGCCCAGAACACCAUCGCCAUCCUCGAAAGAGCCAAGGAGCAACUUGAGAAGCAAUGCGCUGAACUCAAGGUCCGCAUCGAUGAAUUGACCGUGGAGCUCGAAGCUGUGCAACGUGAACUUCGCGCUGCUAAUGCCGAACUACAGAAGAUGAAGCAUCUCUACGAAAAAGCCGUUGAACAGAAAGAAGCUCUCGCCAGAGAAAACAAGAAGCUCCACGAUGAGCUCCAUGAGGCUAAGGAGGCUCUUGCCGAUGCUAACCGCAAACUGCACGAGCUGGAUCUGGAAAAUGCCCGUCUCGCUGGCGAAAUUCGCGAACUUCAGACUGCCCUCAAGGAAGCCGAUGCUCAACGCCGCGAUGCCGAAAACCGUGCUCAGCGUGCUCUUGCCGAACUCCAGGCCCUGCGCAUCGAAAUGGAACGCAGACUUCAAGAGAAGGAGGAAGAAAUGGAAGCUCUUCGCAAAAACAUGCAAUUCGAGAUCGACCGCUUGACCGCCGCUUUGGCUGAUGCUGAGGCUCGCAUGAAGGCGGAGAUCUCCCGACUGAAGAAGAAGUACCAAGCCGAAAUUGCCGAGCUCGAAAUGACCGUCGAUAACCUGAACCGUGCCAACAUUGAAGCCCAGAAGACGAUCAAGAAACAAUCUGAACAGCUCAAGAUCCUCCAGGCCACCCUCGAGGAUACUCAACGCCAACUCCAGCAAGUGCUCGACCAAUACGCUUUGGCUCAGCGAAAGGUCGCUGCCCUUUCGGCUGAACUUGAAGAGGCUAAGACCGCUCUUGACAACGCUAUCCGUGCUCGUAAGCAGGCCGAGAUUGAUCUCGAAGAGGCUAAUGGACGUAUUGCCGAUCUGUCUGCUAUCAACAACAACCUUACUUCGAUCAAGAACAAACUCGAAACCGAACUCUCAACCGCCCAGGCCGAUCUCGAUGAGGUCACAAAGGAACUGCACGCUGCUGAUGAGCGUGCCAACCGCGCACUAGCUGAUGCUGCUCGCGCCGUCGAACAAUUGCACGAGGAACAGGAACACUCCAUGAAGAUCGAUGCCCUCCGCAAGUCUCUCGAGGAACAAGUCAAGCAACUCCAAGUCCAGAUCCAGGAAGCCGAAGCCGCCGCACUCCUUGGUGGAAAGCGUGUCAUCGCCAAGCUCGAAACCCGUAUUCGAGACCUCGAGACCGCUCUUGAUGAGGAAACCCGCAGACACAAGGAGACCCAGAACGCCCUUCGCAAGAAGGACCGCCGUAUCAAGGAAAUCCAGCAGUUGGUGGACGAGGAGCACAAGAACUUCGUUAUGGCUCAGGAUACUGCCGACCGUCUACAGGAGAAGUUGAGCAUCCAAAAGAGGCAACUUGCCGAGGCCGAAUCCGUUACAAUGGCCAACCUGCAGAGAGUGAGACGAUACCAGCACGAGCUCGAAGAUGCCGAAGGACGUGCCGAUCAGGCUGAAUCCAGUCUACACCUGAUCCGCGCCAAGCACCGUUCAUCUGUUGUUACCGGAAAAGCCGGAGCUAGCAAGGUUAACUUCGAAUAA
Messenger RNA from Haemonchus placei, 2700 nucleotides. Lineage: Eukaryota; Metazoa; Nematoda; Chromadorea; Rhabditida; Trichostrongylidae. The record is from the annotation of a GenBank genome assembly.